Messenger RNA from Exaiptasia diaphana, 1269 nucleotides. RefSeq lists its product as uncharacterized. The record is from RefSeq and is a predicted model, not a curated record. The transcript is spliced from 7 exons. The coding region runs from base 1 to 1020 and encodes 339 amino acids. Lineage: Eukaryota; Metazoa; Cnidaria; Anthozoa; Actiniaria; Aiptasiidae.
AUGGUAAUGUUCAUAUUUUAUCAGAUGGUCAAAGGUUCUUUUUUAUUUACGCUUCUAAUCGUGGGAAUAUUUCCUCUUUUGAAUUCAAAAGAAAUCCGGAUACACAAAGGCAUUAAAUCAAGAGAUGACGUUGAGGGAAGAGAAUCCAAAACCAAAUCCCAUUGGGUAAAAGAUCGUCAUGGAAAGCAAAAAGAGGAUUUUCCAUGGGAAAAAUUCAAUAUUCCACCCGAGCAGUGUUUGGAUAGAGAUAACAAGAAUUGUCGUGAGCUCGCUGAAAAUGGAGAAUGUACAAAGAAAUUGGACGAUGCACUUGCCAACUGUCCAUGGAGUUGCAGAUUCUGCAAACGCCCUCCAAUAUACGACCCGCAGUAUUGCACAGAUCUCGCAGGUUCAAACUGCAAAUAUUGGAAAGGAAAAGGUGAUUGUAUCCGUCUACCCGACUUCAUGUUGCAAAACUGCAUGGAAACAUGUGAGCUAUGCGGACCAGAAACURAAAUGAUGGACCAAGAUGUUCGCUGUCCAGUUUGGGCUAAAGAGGGUUAUUGUGCAACCACUCAAGAAAUACAUGAAAUCUGYUUGCACAGCUGCAACAAAUACAGAAAWGUUGCACCUGCUCCAAACCCAUACCCUUAUCCAAUCAUUGCCCUUAGCCCUUAUAUGCCGACACCAUUACCAGUAACUUCACCGCCACCAAAAACAACUGCUCAGCCAUCAACAACAACUGCUCAGCCACCCAAAACAACGUCUCAGCAACCAAAAACAACUGCUAAACCAGACCAAACUACCACUGAGAAACCAGAWMAAACUACCACUGGUAGACCAGAACAAACUACCACUGGUAGACCAGAACAAACUACCACCACUGGUAGACCAGAACAAACUACCACUGAGAAACCAGAUAAAACUACCACUGGUAGACCAGAACAAACUACCACUGAGAAACCAGACCAAACUACCACUGGUAGACCAGAACAAACUACCACUGGUAGACCAGAACAAACUACUACCAGUGGAAACUAACCACUGAAAAGCCAACGAAAACAACUCAACCAGACACUGAAACAACUCAGUGCAAUGUCAACACCACAAGAAACCUUCCAAUUUCAGCAGCAAGACCUAAAGCAAAUGUAUUUGCCAAUAUUUUCCCAAAAUUGAAAAUUAACAGUAUUGAUAUAUAAAUUCAUGCUUGGCAUAAAAUAAUGAAAAUCGGAACUAUAGCUAACUAAGAACGAAUUGUAUAUUAUACUUAAUUUAAGCCAUUAAAAUGUA